Messenger RNA from Penicillium cinerascens, 468 nucleotides. RefSeq lists its product as uncharacterized. The record is from RefSeq and is a predicted model, not a curated record. The transcript has a single exon. Lineage: Eukaryota; Fungi; Ascomycota; Eurotiomycetes; Eurotiales; Aspergillaceae. Bases 1 to 468 code for a protein of 155 amino acids.
AUGCCUACGAGGCGCAACGAGCGCGACGGGCACGCGUCCAACAACGCGUCCCCCCGUUCCGCUCCAGACCUCACCCCCGAUCCACCCACCACAAGAUCUGGGCUGGUUCGCCAGUCCCCAGUGUUCAUGGCGGUUGAAGACGAAAACAAUAAUUGCGAAAACCGAAUGGAGGCUCCCGAGGUGGACAAUCAGGGACCAGAACAGCCACAAACCGAGUUCCAGAUGCUCCUACGGGCGAAUAACGAACUCAUGAUUCGAGUCGAUCGCAUGUCAGAGGCAUACGCGAAGACACUGACGGUGGUCACUACCGAGAACGCAUUGUACCGCAAGGAAUUGAUAGAAUCUCGAAGAGAGGUCCAGGAAUUGCAAAAGGAAAUCGCUAGUCUAAAAGAGCUCGUCCAGUCUCUAGCGGUGAACGCACUCACAACACCACCUAGCACGCAGGUCAGUAGCCCAGGGAGAAGCUAG